UUUUUCUUUUAUUUUUUUUUUAUUAUUUUCGAAUCUAAAUUUUGUAAUUGGUAAUCUCUCUCACCUCAACUGUUCAUCUUCUUCCCCAUUUUCAGUUUGCUUAGACGGUUGUAAUAGUGGGUAGUUUUUUCAUUUUAAAAAAUUUCAAAUCCCAUCCCACUAUCUUAAACUUCCCUCUCAUUUUCCCUCCCAUUUUUAUUAUUUUUGUCUAUAAAUACCUUCAUAGUUCUUCAUAAUGGCCGUUACUCGUUCAUCACCAUCUCCGGCCAAAGUUACAAAACCCACAAAACAAUCGCAGAAAACCAGGCCCAAAUCAAAAAUGGGUAAAAAAAAUCUGAAAGAGAACCCUCCUAGCCCCACUUCCCCUUCUGUUAAAAGAAAAACCAUUGCUGGACCUUCGAAGAACACUCGAGGAAAAAGACCUCGAACUGUUGUUGAAAAUUCAGACUCAGAUUUUGAGUUGGAUUCUGAAUUUCUUAAGUCGCCUGUUUCUGUUAAGGGCAAGGGUAAAUCCCCUGUGAAGGUGUUGCCAUCAUCAGGUGUUUCUGAAGAAAUUCCUGUUAAUAGGAUUGUUGAGGUUUGUCAUGUUAUGCAUUCUGUUCUAUGUUUUUUUGUUGUUUUUUUGUUGUUGUUAUUUUCGUAGUGUUUUAUGGUGUUUUAUCAGUGUUUUUAUUGUUCUGUUUUUUAGGAUUGGGAAUGCAAGUACACUCGAUCUCAAUUUUAUCAUUCUAGAGUAGUAACAUCUGGUUAUUACUCUGUACUUGGUGACAUUAAGAGA
Molecule: messenger RNA, 778 nt
Organism: Cannabis sativa
Lineage: Eukaryota; Viridiplantae; Streptophyta; Magnoliopsida; Rosales; Cannabaceae
Exons: 2
Coding region: 236-643 (135 amino acids)
Source: RefSeq, a predicted model, not a curated record